CGCGUCACGAUGUAAAUUCAAUGCAACCUCUGGGGACUGCUCAUUGCAGGCACCGGCUGCACAGAGGUAAGGGUGCAGCAAUACAUGUCCUCAGUUCAUCAGAAGUGCUGAUUGUUUACUAUAACUGACCAGACACUCGCACAAAACCGAAAAAGAGGAAUCAGUGAGGAUUAUUUUAUGAAAACAGCAGUUCAUCAAAGGAACUUCUUGGUCUCAUUAACAGGAUUCUUCUGUUUUCCAGAGUGAAAAUGGCUGAUUAUCAAGUGACCGUGUCCACUUCCUAUCUGGAUGAUGCCGGCACCUGUGACCACGUCUUCAUUAAGCUGGUGGGAGAGGAUGGUAAGAGUGAACGCACGAGGCUCAUGGACUCCAAGGAAGAGCCAUCCUUCAUCAGAGGAACAGUGUCUACUUUUACCGUGUCCUGCCCUGUCUCCAUUGGAAAGCUGGUCACGAUAAAGCUAGACAAACAGCCUUCCCAAAAUCCAGACAAGUGGUUUCCCACCAAGGUGGAAGUGAAAUCCCCCGAGGGAGACACCUUCAAGUUUCUCAUCUGCCAAUGGAUCACUGACAGUGAGGUGUACCGCUUCAGAGAGGGAAGAGAGCCAGACAAACAGCUGUUCCAAAAUCCAGACAUUGGGUUCUCUACCCCUGCAGGAGACACCUACAACUUUUCCAUCUACACUGACAGGGAGGUGCACCGCUUCAGAAAGGGAAGAGGAGACACCUACAACUUUUCCAUCUACUGCCGGAGCGCUGACAGUGAAGUGCACCGCUUCAGAGAGGGAACAGUACCUACUGAAAUUCUGCCUCUUGACUAUCAUUUUGGAUGGGAACCGGACAGGAAGCAGCAAGGGAAAGACUAUCGCUGGUAUGAGCAUAUAAAGGGAAUACCCCACUGCAUGAAGGCAGAAAACCUCUCUGAUCUGCCUUCUGAGGUCCAGUUCUCCUUCAUCAAGAAGGCAGAGUUUAGGUUAACUGCAGCUGUUGGGCUGGCUGAGCUGUACCUGAAAGGUCUGGCUGAUUCCAGAGAGAACUGGUGUGAUAUUGAUGAUAUCAAGGGGGUGUUUUGGUGCAAACGGACUGACAUAUCAGACUAUGUCCAGAAACACUGGAAGGAGGACGCUCUUUUUGCCUACCAGUUUCUAAAUGGCGUCAACCCCAUGUUGAUCCGACGCUGUUCAGCUCUGCCUGAUAACUUUCCUGUCACUGACGACAUGGUCUUCCCCAGUGGUCAGUUCAGCUUGGAAAAUGAAAUGGAGAAAGGCAACAUAUUCCUGUGUGACUACAAGCGUUUGGAUGGACUGAAAGCAAACACCAUCCAUGGGAAGCAGCAGUACUUGAUGGCUCCCCUCGUCCUGCUCCACAAAACACCUGAUAACAAGCUGAUGCCAGUUGCUAUUCAGCUGAAGCAGACUCCAGCAGAAGACAACCCCAUCUUCCUCCCUACUGAUUCUGAGUACGACUGGUUGACGGCCAAGAUCUUUGUGAGAAGUGCAGAUUUCAACGAGCAAGAACUCAAUGUCCACCUGCUGCGCACUCAUCUGCUGGCUGAAGUGUUUGCAGUGUCACUGCUGCGCAAUGUGCCCAGGACACAUUCACUGUUCAAGGUCCUUGUACCUCACACUCGAUACACUCUGCAUAUCAACUUCUUGGCGAGAGCUAAACUAAUUUCUAAAACUGGAGUUUUCACAAAGUUUGCAGCCUCUGGUGGAGAGGGUAUGGUGACACUGAUGCAGAAAUCACUGUCCUCAGUGACCUACAGCUCCCUCUGCAUACCAGAGGACAUCGCUGAGCGUGGGCUGGAGGACGUGCCGAACUUCUACUACAGGGAUGAUGGACUCAAGCUUUGGGAUAUCAUCCACAGGUAUGUGCAGGGAGUGCUCAGCUUCUACUACAAGCAUGAUGAUGAGGUCCAGAAAGAUGACGACCUGCAGAAGUGGAUUGGGGACAUUUUUGACCACGGAUUCCUUUCCCAAGAAGGCACAGGAAUUCCACAGAGCUUUACCACCGUGAAAGAGUUGGUCAAGUUUGUCACCAUGGUGAUCUUCACUUGCUCAGCACAACACUCUGCUGUGAACGCUGGACAGUAUGACUAUGGAGGCUGGAUGCCCAACACUCCCAUCUCCCUGCAGCUUCCUCCACCAAAAACAAAGGGGACAACAAGCAAGGCCACGAUGCUGCAGACAUUACCUGACAUGGGCACAACGGCUAAUGGAAUGGCUGUCAUGUGGUUACUCAGCAAACCAUCCUAUGACUUUGUCGCUCUUGGCAAGUCUCUGGAGGACCAUCACAGUGAGGAGAUUCCCUCCCAAUAUGUAAAGGCUUUUCAAGGAGAGCUUCAAACAUUAAGCGCACGCAUCAAAAUCAGAAACAAGAGUUUGAAGAUCCCAUACACAUACCUGGAUCCAGAGAACAUAGAAAAUAGUGUGGCCAUUUGAAUAUCAGAAGGCGUGACCCUCUCAGCUGUUUCAGCCAAAUACAACUUCAUAUUCACAAAAGUGAUAAAGGGAAAAUCUGCAUGCUCUGUUUUAACUGAUACUAUGGUGGAAGGAAGCUACUGCAUGUGAUCAUUUUAUAUUGAUCUGUGAUUUUUAUAUAACCUAAUUGAUUUAACUGUGGGGAAAAUGUGGUUUUAAAUCAUAAUCUACAUCUUAAAUCUUCUUAGUCUCUCAAUGAUUAUCUCUCAAAAUCAGUUACUGUGGGGAAAAAUAUUAUUUUGCUUUAAGAUUGUAACACUUUAGAAGUAAACUGUGCCUUAUGACUCAUUGUCAUAAUGAAGUAUAAAUAAAUGUAGAUACCUACAUUUAUUUAUACUUCAUUAUGAAGUAUAAAUAAAUGUAGGUACCUAUGUUUUGCUUGAUUUACUGCAUGCUCUGUAUCUGUAUGUUAGAAAAAUACGCGAGUACUAGAGGACACUCAGAACAAAGUCUGCUCAGUUUCAUAGAGGUCAUGAAGUUCCUGUAACAACAGAAAGAGACAGUGCUUCACUGAUCCUGUGUUCCAUGAGGGAGGUGCUUCUUUCUGUCCUUGUCCUUGUUUUACACUUUUUAUAAAAAGAAUUUCCCUCAGUUACAAAAGUUAAAUACAAAACGUCAAGCUUGUGUACUGAGAAAUUAAACACAUGUAUUGUCCACAAACAAAAUGUGACAGUUUGCACUUGUCUGCAUUAACUUCAUGUGCUAUAGAAGAGUAAACAAACAACAACAUAACAAUUUAAAAAGUAAUUUGGCUGAUUUGUCAUUGGAUGUCACUAAGGUCAACUGUACACUGUGACUAAACUU
Epinephelus fuscoguttatus (brown-marbled grouper) is the source of this 3281-nucleotide messenger RNA. RefSeq names its product polyunsaturated fatty acid lipoxygenase ALOX15B-like. Gene Ontology annotation, biological process: lipid oxidation; linoleic acid metabolic process. Gene Ontology annotation, molecular function: oxidoreductase activity, acting on single donors with incorporation of molecular oxygen, incorporation of two atoms of oxygen; protein binding; metal ion binding. The record is from RefSeq and is a predicted model, not a curated record. Bases 249 to 2438 code for a protein of 729 amino acids. Lineage: Eukaryota; Metazoa; Chordata; Actinopteri; Perciformes; Serranidae. The transcript has 18 exons.